Messenger RNA from Nerophis lumbriciformis (worm pipefish), 1374 nucleotides. NCBI's taxonomy places the organism in Eukaryota, Metazoa, Chordata, Actinopteri, Syngnathiformes, Syngnathidae. The record is from RefSeq and is a predicted model, not a curated record.
AUGGCGACGCCAAAAACAUCCGCUGUUGUUGUCGAGCCCGUGCAAAAGGAGUCGAAUCCAUUUUCUCAUGAACCUGCGGGUGACUGUCAGUUAUUGCCCUCCUACAACGAAUACCCUGCACGCCGGGCAUGCAUGAACCCACCAAGUGACCAUCAAGAUCCCUAUCGACCUCCAUCACCCAGCAAAGGCUACCCAGAGAACAACAGUGCAGCCAUCCUGUCAGCUUUGAGACAUCUCCAGGAGAAGAUACGGAGGUUGGAACUGGAGAAUAAACUUGCCGAAAGGAGAGACGCUCAGAGUCCACACGUCAUGCGGAUAAUGCAGAGGAACUCGACCAGCCAGACAGACGAAGGGAGAGUGAUGGGCAAUCAGUCAAACUGCAACCAAGCUGUAGUCACCCAACUUGCAGCUACGGAAUCUCGCUGCGCCAACCUGGAGCGCCAGCUGGAUCACAUGAGAAAGCUGUUGGACAAUGCCCGGGGAGAGAAAAGCCUGCUCAAGCAGCAAGUGACGAUGGGAGCGUCGAGGUCCCCGCACGAACAAGUCAACACAGCAUCUGCACAUGCCCAUCUUCAGAAAAUAUUGCGACUGGAGCAAGAAUAUCUGAGGCUGACGCGUACUCAAGCCGAAGCUGAGGUGAAGAUUCACGAGCUGGAGCUGAAACUGCAGGAGGAGGAGCACCAGAGGAAGCUGGUCCAGGACAAAGCCAAGCAGCUGCAGUCGCGUUUUGAGGCCAAUAGAAUCUUGCUGGGUUCAGGCACUCUGCCACGGUGGAGCAGCACACACCCCGUAGAGCGGAAGGGCCUUUUGAAGAAGCGGCCUUCCUACUUUGAACCUCACUACAGACUGAACCUCAGGGAUGUCCCAUUUGUGGCUGGAACGUCGGUAGGCGGCAGCCACUCAGUCCGAGCCAACGUGCAGUCGGUUUUGUCCCUACUAAAGCACCACCAACCUCAACUGUGCAACAGCCGCGUUCUCGGCGUCCGUUCGCGGACAACUAACCGUCGCCAUUCCGACACUUCUUCUGCGUCUUCCAGCAGUGGGGAUCUGACAGAGCUUCUGCAGAUGCUGCAGGAUGAACUGAGGGUGAUGAGCUUAGAACAGGAUGAGCUGAUGCAUCAGCUAGACCGCAGCGUUCCUCUGCAAGAAAGAAAGCAGCUGGAACGCGAGCAGGAGACGCUGCUCCUCAAAAUGGAGCGCAAAGGCGAACAGAUCGCAAAGAUCUACAAGCACAAAUUACAGAUGAAAAAAUUCAGAAAGGAGACUUGCAGGAAUCAACCCAAAGCGAGAGCACCCAAACCAGGAGAGAAAAGCAAGUACAAUCUCAGGCUGCUCAAGGACAUGAAAGCCUUGCAAACAUCUUUAAGCACUUGA